UAUAGCGAUUGUUUCUCUGGUACUAAUUUACAGACACUCACCCAUAAUAGUUUUAUGGGAAAGGGAUGGAAGAGCAGAUCACAGGCAUAUGUAUAUAUAGAAUGCGAAUUGGCAACCGUGAAAUAUGAAUAGGAAUAACUCAUGCGACUCGGUCAACCUACAUUCGGCUGCGAACCAUCAAUUGACGUAGGGAAGUUUUAAGGUAUGGAGACAGUCUGAAAUUCGCAUGCAUUUGGCAGGUCCCAUUAUGACAUUCAAUCAACCGUCGACGAAUGGGAUCGCUAUGUCACGAUGGAAUGAAAGCCAAAAUUAUGAAAUGGCGGACACAUUAGUAAGAACAUGGAUUGCUAAUCAACAACACACUCGCAUCUCGCAUACUUGAAUGCCUCCCAUAUGUCCCCACAACUAUAAGUAGCAAACAACCCUGAAUCAAGCCCAUAUUAAUAACAAUAACUGUUCCAACAACUCGAGCACAGAAAAAAACCCCCCGCAAGCCAAAAACCGUCAUCCCAAACACCAUCACGUGACCCACCCCCCCCAACAAUGCCCAUCAAAGCAAUCCUCUUCGACUUCAUGGGCACAUGUCUAGACUGGCACACCAGCGUCCUUUCCUCCCUCCCCCCUUCCCUCCCACCCUCCUCCGCAUCCUCCCUAGCCCUCCACUGGCGCCACCAAUACUUCUCCCUGAACCGCGCGCGCCUCUCACAAAACCUCACCAUCGCCCCCUUUGACACCGUCCUCGCCUCCGCCCUAACCAACACACUCGCCUCCCCAGCCUUCGCGCAUCUCUCCACUCACUUCGACGAGACUGCAAAAAAGAACGCCAUCCGCGCUUUCCAUGUGCAAAAGGCGUGGGACGACGUCGCGCCCGCUUUAUCAGCGUUGAAGAGCGAAGGAUACGAGAUUUUUGUGCACGCCAACGGAUCCACGCGCCUCCAGCUCAAUCUCGUUGCAUCGUCUGAUUUGUCUUUUUUUGACAUGCUGUUUUCUUCCGAGAUGCUGGGGGAGAUGAUUCCGGCGCCGGCGUCGUAUUGGAAGGUGUUGGGGUUGAUUGGGAGGGACGCGGGCGAGGUUGUCAAGGUUGCGGCGCAUGUGGAGGAUUUGAGGGGCGCGAGGGAGUGUGGGGUGAGGACUGUGUAUGUGAAGAGGUGGAGUGAUGAUGUUGGGGUUGAGGUUGGGGAUGUGAGGGGGGAGUUUGAUGCGGUUUUGGAGGGCAUGGAGGGGUUGGUUGGGGUUGUUGGGGAGUUGGAUAAGGAGGGGUGA
Molecule: messenger RNA, 1263 nt
Organism: Periconia digitata
Lineage: Eukaryota; Fungi; Ascomycota; Dothideomycetes; Pleosporales; Periconiaceae
Source: the annotation of a GenBank genome assembly